CGUGAUGUAAUCACGCCAGUCACUGCGUCGAAGGGCGGCUCCGGGGACUGCAGUCCAGCUGGUCCGGACUGCCGCCCACUCCGUCCCAGCCGCCGCUCGCCACGCAGGCUACCGCGGCCACCCACUUCUUCCCCGCCAGCACAGACACCUGGAUUCCUCGGCGACCCCUGACAGCAUCCUCUCUGAUCUACUGGCGACCCCUGACAACCGUCCCAGACAACCGGUAACUCUUGACAACCGCCCCCAGCAACCCCUUAACUCCAGACAUCUGUCCCAGCCUCCGGGAGCCCGCCCUGGCAACCGCUCCAGCAUCCCCUUAACUCCUGACAACCACCCCAGACUCCGGGAGCCCCUGGCAACAGUUCCAGCAGCCUGUAUCCCAGCAUCCCGGGUAGACUCUAGCAACCGCCCCCUUCGCAUCCACUCCCGGGGCGCACCAUGAAGCGCGGGGGUGGAGGUGGCGGCCGCGGCGGCUGGGGCUGGGGCCGAGGCGGUGGCGGGAAAGGCGGCGGCGACUCGGGAUCGGGGUCCAAGGGUGGCUUCGGGUCGCGCAACCGCAGCUACGGAGGCGGCGGUGGCGGCGGCCGGGGCCGGGGGCGCGGCGGCGGUGGCGGUGGCGGCGACGGCCGGGACAACAGGGACCGCGGAGGCGGAGGAUCCCGGCGGGGCGGCGGCCAGGGUAAGAACAAGAACCGGCGCCGGAAGGGCAUCAGCGUGUCGGUGGAGCCGCACCGGCACGAGGGCGUGUUCAUCUACCGCGGCGCCGAGGAUGCCCUGGUGACGCUGAACAUGGUCCCGGGGCUGUCGGUGUACGGCGAGCGGCGCGUCACGAUCACCGAGAACGGCGUGAAGAACGAGUACCGCACGUGGAACCCGUUCCGCUCCAAGCUGGCCGCUGCCAUCCUGGGCGGGGUGGACCAGAUCCACAUCAAGCCCAAGUCCAAGGUGCUGUACCUGGGCGCAGCCUCGGGGACCACGGUCUCCCACGUCUCCGACAUCAUCGGCCCCGACGGCCUGGUCUACGCCGUGGAGUUCUCCCACCGCGCUGGCCGCGAUCUGGUCAACGUGGCCAAGAAGAGAACCAACAUCAUCCCGGUCCUGGAAGACGCUCGGCACCCGCUCAAGUACCGCAUGCUCAUCGGCAUGGUGGACGUGAUCUUCGCCGACGUGGCCCAGCCCGACCAGUCCCGCAUCGUGGCUCUGAACGCCCACACCUUCCUGCGCAACGGGGGCCACUUUCUCAUCUCCAUCAAGGCCAACUGCAUCGACUCCACCGCCUCGGCCGAGGCGGUGUUUGCUUCCGAGGUGAGGAAGUUGCAGCAGGAGAACUUGAAGCCCCAGGAGCAGCUCACCCUGGAGCCCUAUGAGAGGGACCACGCGGUGGUCGUUGGAGUCUACCGUCCCCUUCCCAAGAGCAGCAAGUAAUGGCCCCUUCCCAAGAGCAACCAGUAGCGCCCCCUCCCCAAGAGAAGCAAGCAGCGCCCCUUCCCAAGAGCAGCCAGUAGUGCUCCCUCCCCAAGAGAAGCAAGCAGCGCCCCUUCCCAACAGCAGCAAGCAGUGCCCCCUUCCCAAGAGCAACAAGUAGCGCCCCCUUCCCAAGAGCAACAAGUAGCCUCCUCCCCAACAGCAGCAAGCAGCGCCCCUCCCCAACAGCAGCAAGCAAGCCUCCUCCCCAACAGCAGCAAGCAGCGCCCCCUCCCCAACAGCAGCAAGCAAGCCUCCUCCCCAACAGCAGCAAGCAGCGCCCCCUCCCCAACAGCAGCAAGCAAGCCUCCUCCCCAACAGCAGCAAGCAGCGCCCCCUUCCCAACAGCAACAAGUAACGCCCCUCCCCAACAGCAGCCAGUAGCGCCCCCUUCGCAAGAGCAGCAAGCAGCGCCCCCUCCCCAACAGCAGCAAGCAGCGCCCCCUUCCCAACAGCAGCCAGUAGCGCCCCCUCCGCAACAGCAGCAAGCAGCGCCCCCUUCCCAACAGCAGCAAGCAGCGCCCCCUCCCCAACAGCAGCAAGUAGCGCCCCCUCCCCAGCAGCACCCAGCAGCGCUCCCUUUCCAACAUCAACAAGUAGCGCCCCCUCCCCAACGGCAGCAAGCAGCGCCCCCUCCCUGAGAGCAACAAGUAGCGCCCCUUCCCAACACAGCCAGUGGCAGCAGCCACCGCUUGCCGCCCCAGCAAGAUUGCCUUGUGUCUUUGUGUCUGUUGUGAUGUGUUGUUUUACUGUUAAAUGAGAUAAAGGAUUCAAGUACAUCGUGAGACCCUGUUAUGUUUUGUGGCUAUAAUAAAUAAAAUCACUUUCCCA
This is a messenger RNA of Jaculus jaculus (lesser Egyptian jerboa), 2295 nucleotides long. RefSeq names its product fibrillarin like 1 (gene Fbll1). Bases 439 to 1425 code for a protein of 328 amino acids. Gene Ontology annotation, cellular component: Cajal body; small-subunit processome; nucleolus. Gene Ontology annotation, biological process: box C/D sno(s)RNA 3'-end processing; rRNA methylation. Gene Ontology annotation, molecular function: rRNA methyltransferase activity; histone H2AQ104 methyltransferase activity; RNA binding. NCBI's taxonomy places the organism in Eukaryota, Metazoa, Chordata, Mammalia, Rodentia, Dipodidae. The transcript has a single exon. The record is from RefSeq and is a predicted model, not a curated record.